Molecule: messenger RNA, 924 nt
Organism: Magallana angulata
Lineage: Eukaryota; Metazoa; Mollusca; Bivalvia; Ostreida; Ostreidae
Product: metalloproteinase inhibitor 3-like
Exons: 5
Coding region: 15-599 (194 amino acids)
Biological process (GO): negative regulation of membrane protein ectodomain proteolysis; negative regulation of endopeptidase activity
Cellular component (GO): extracellular matrix
Molecular function (GO): metalloendopeptidase inhibitor activity; protease binding
Source: RefSeq, a predicted model, not a curated record
UACACAAAACCAGAAUGAGAACACUAGUGAUAUUUUGCGCUGUUUUGGCUUCCGUUUAUACCUAUUCUGAGGCAUGCUCCUGUUUUCCUCAACAUCCCCAAGUACAGUUCUGUAACGCAGAUUUUGUUAUCAAGGCAAAGGUAUUGAAGAGAAGAGAAACUGGCUCUUCACAGUCCGAUGACGUGAUUUAUACAGUGAAAAUAAUCCAAAAUUACAAGAGAGACCGUUAUUACAGAGGGCGCCGAGUACAACAAAUAUUCACCGCUUCAAACUCCGCACUAUGUGGCUCCUUUUUUGAGAUUGGCAGGGAGUACAUCAUCACAGGAUCCAUUCGAGAGAACAGGUGGAGAACAAAUUUAUGCAGCUGGAAUCUUCCAACAACUUCUCUUACUCAAUAUCAGAAGAAUGCACUUAAAUCUGGAGUCUAUAAGAACAGUUGUUCUUGUAAUGUGGAAGUAUGUUUCGGUGGGCAGUGUCCUGAACCUUCACGAGACAAGUGUGUCGUCAAUCAGGGCGCUGAUCUCUCGUGUUUCUUCCGAGAAAACUCAUGUGAACGGAAUAGAAAAAGCUGUGCCUGGCGUUCUCCUGCCUGCUUUUAACAUCGAAUAUGGACUAUUCAAAGACUUUUAAUUGAAGAAUAUGUAACAUCCUUUUUAAAUGAGCUUUUACCUAUAAUAAAUAACUCAAACAAGGCUGCGAUAAACAUCAGUACAUGUAUAAUAUUAACAUAUCAGAAGCAUUUAUAGAUGCUAAACAAACGUGUUUGAUUUAAAACCUUUCAAAAUACGUUUAAGAUUGUUUUACUUGCAGCAGCAAGUAGGCGAUCUGUCAAUUCAUAAUGUAUAAAAGUAAUUUAGAAACUGUUCGUUUCUACGGGGCUAUUAAGAUGGUCUAUCGACAUUUUGAAAAACAAAACUAUUUCAA